Lineus longissimus is the source of this 3697-nucleotide messenger RNA. Its product is annotated as leucine-rich repeat protein soc-2 homolog. NCBI's taxonomy places the organism in Eukaryota, Metazoa, Nemertea, Pilidiophora, Heteronemertea, Lineidae. The record is from RefSeq and is a predicted model, not a curated record. Gene Ontology annotation, molecular function: protein binding. The transcript is spliced from 12 exons. Bases 735 to 2240 code for a protein of 501 amino acids.
AAGGCUGGAGAGAUUCUUAAAAAAUGUCAAUAAAUGUCAGUUUUACACGGUGAUUGUUUUGAAAUCACGAUUCAUGGAUGAUCUGCUGUGAUGAAUUUAGUAUGAUCAUAUGAUCAGGAUAAUCUGGUUCUAAUAGAGUGGUGUACUAUUCAAGGAAGAAAAUGUAUGUCCUUAAGCAUGCCUAAGUAUAAAUCCUUUUCUCCAUUUAUGGCGGUCUCAAUUAAUGUAUGAUGUCUGAUGUAGCCUGGCCUGUGCCAUUUGUUUUUCAAAUUUUGUUUUCUCAUCAACAAUUUGAUAAUAGAAAUUGAAACUUAGGCUGGCUGUAUUCUUUUGUUUGUUUAAUUCUCCAAUCAUCAUCAACACAUGCUGUUUUCUCAGCUUAUAGUGAUAGUAAUAAAAUAUUGCAUCUCAUGAUUCAAGCCUGGGAACCAAAAUAACAUUCAUAAGUAAAGACAUUUGUUAUAGUCCCAUACCUGGAACCAACCAAGUACAAAGUACAUUGUAGUAUCUGAACACCAGUUUGGUGAGUAUCUACAUAUUAUGAUCUGUGUACAGUGAGCUAAUUGUUUAAUAUCGGUUAAGUGUGUGUAUGAAGUUCUUGGGGAUGUGAUUUGAUAGUGGUGAUAUCUUAUGCACCUGGAGUUACAUGUUUACUUGGAAAUAUACAUAUUCACGCUCAUGGUUUGUUCAAUUUUGUUUCAGUGACUUACGAUGUAGAAUCUAACUCGCAUGGUAUGAUGACCAGUUUCCUGAUGGGUUGGGCACAGGACUGGAUCUUCUUUAGUGGUAAUGUCCAGACCACCACUAUCGCUAUAGCUAUUACAAGCUCCAUCUGUUGUAGUUUGAUUUGGCUUCUAGUCAAUCUUGCCUCGGGUAAUGAUGAUGAGAAGAAGCGAGGAUCUCAGGGAGGACCUAGUGGAAGAGGAUGCCCAAUGGUAACAUUUCACUUGCGCAGGAGCCUAUCUUGCGUCCCUAGGCAGUCUGGCUUGAAGCAGUUGACAAGGACAACUUCUCAUGGUACAAAUAUCUUCCAAAAUUCAGAAAAGGCUUUUAGGAUUUCAUGUGCUAGAUGUGGCAAGAGCACAGUUGAUAAAGAGUGCCAGUUAGGCCUGUGUGAACUUUGCUGUGGCCGCACCCUUGUGAUCUGUAAAUUCCACCCAUCAAAGACACGGAAUGGAUUAGAUCCUCUAUCAGAUGAACGACCUACACUUCUCAAUCUAAGCUUCUUAGACCUGAGUUCCUGUCCCACCAGAAUAGGGUACUUUGGAACACAGCUAGUCAGCCUCAAUCUCUCCUCAAAUAAGUUGACUUCAUUGCCAGAUGAAAUUGGGCUGCUGCUUGGUCUAGAAGAACUCUUUCUUCACUUUAACAUGAUCACAUAUUUACCAGGAAGCAUAGGCAACUUGACAAAACUAAAAGAAUUAGACUUAAGAUGCAACCUUCUUGAAAAGAUUCCAGAGUCAUUUGGCUGCCUGCAGAAGUUGAAGUACUUGAAUGUAAUGGAGAAUUCCCUCACAACUCUACCAAGUUGCAUAGGCUCAUUAGAAAAGCUGAAAGAGAUCAAUUUACAAAAUAAUGAAAUCCGCUUAUUACCAGAUGAGCUCUGUAAUCUGAUAAACUUACAGUGUUUGUACAUAGCCGACAACAAAUUGACUUGUUUGCCGAGUGAUCUUGGUAAUUUGGUGCGCCUAGCAGAGAUUGACAUAUCAGAUAAUCAGCUAGUGUCCUUGCCACAUCAGAUCUGUAGAUGUACGUCUCUGGUGAGAUUAUGGGUAACUAACAAUAGGUUGUCCUCCUUACCUGCUCAGAUAGGCCGUCUGCAUAGACUGAGUGAGCUCUACCUCGGCAACAACUCUCUACAAUAUUUGCCGGGAUCUAUAGUCUACUUGUUUUUGAAUGUACUUAUUCUGAUGCAGAAUCCACUGAUAAAAGAAGAGGAGUACAUACCGCAUUCCUGUGUCUAUAAUCAGUCACCCCCUUCAACCAUUCCCUCCCUGUUGGAAAUGGCUGCCAGGUUACUGUCUCGAUCCACAGUUCAAUGGAAAGAGGAAAAUCUACCCAGAUCAUUAAAAAAUUAUCUUCAGGAGGGCAAGCAGUGUGAUAGCUGUGAUCGUCCACUCUUUGAUCAUUUUACAUCCAAACUGACAUUCCACACCAUGGACGUGGUAGGAUUGCGAAUUCCCCUGUAUCAGAUGAUUUGCUCACCGCGUCAGUGUUCCUUUGUUGACAUUCCGGGGUAAAUUUUUUGACAGCAGAUGCCAUCAUGCCAUGAGGACAUUAUUUAAAGUCGUGUGAUUCUUUACUGGGAAUUAUCGUUAGAAUAGUGUUGCAGUAUUUCAUGUACUCUAGGUUUUCCCUGACAUUAGAAACAUAGAGGAAUAUGGUCAACUUAAUUUUCUUGACUAUCGACAUAAGCCUAGCCCAGUCUUGGUGGACAUGUCAGUCUUCAAAUGUGACAUGUUACAUUGUACAUGUAGACCUGGGCUUGUAGGUGGUUUCUCCUGUAUUGUACAAAACAAUUGUUCAUAUUCAUGAAUUCAUAUCAUGUCAGCUGUUUAUUUAUUUAUUUUUUCAUAGAUAUUGAUGGGCUUUAAGUUCAGUGAUGUUGACAUCAUUCUAUUAAUAGAAUUUUUUACUGAUUUUGAAACUUGUGUGAUUGCUAAAUGCAGCUGAUUGGAGUACAAGAAUUUACCCACCUUACAUGUAGUACUGUUCUGGUACAUGUAGCUAUGGUUAUUUGUCAGAAAGGAGUUGUUUAGAGAAUUAUGGUUGUUGUUGUUGUCGGUUUUCAACAGGACAAAAAUAAAUAUGACCUCAUGUUUUACUUGGUAAACUAUGAAUGUACGUUAAAUGUAAAAGUGCCUUAAGAUUGCGCUGUAAGAAACUAGGGUUAAACCAUUGAGAACCUUUAUGGGGGUUGGAAUAAAUUGGAUCUUGAAUCAGAAACAACACUAGAGUAGUUGAGGUUGUUGUAUUGGAUGCCUUCUCGAUUUUGCAAGACUACCCUGGUAUAACCAAGGUUCUGUUGGGCAGAUUCUGAACAUGUCAUGUAUCAGCAUUUUUAAAAGAUUUUUCGAAUGUAAAUUGGAAUUGAGUAGGAAUAUGACAUAUCCUUGCGUCUUCUGUGUUCGUAAGUCCCUCCCAGUCCUCAAAGGCUUCACUUGGUGUGAAUUUCUAAUCUUAUUGCAGGCAUAUUGCUAUUACUGCCAUUAUUUUGUUGUGUACAUGUAGAUGCGUGCUACAGUAGUCUUUCUAUGGCAUGAUUUUUGGUUUGUAUUAUACACCAUAUGAUCAUCAGUACCUUUGUUCCCUGCAACCUUUCUAGAUAGUGAUAUGAAGGGAGCUAGAUGUAGGUUAUGGACAGAAUACCUCCGAUUGUUCAGAAUGCGAGUAGGAUCAUGACUGAAGUUAUUAUCAGUAUUUUCAGGAGGUCUUACAUGUACCUGGUACAUCUAUAAGUAGAACAUAAAUGUUCGCCACAUACACUUGUAUUCUGAUUUUACCUGUUUCUUGUAGUUUUACACUACCUUGAAUUUAUACUGCCUGUAAGAGAUGUCAGAUAGCUGUAAAGUUUGUUUGCCAAAGAUAUUGGUUAUCACAACCUCGUAUUUAUCCUUAUUAUGUUGUAAUAAGUGGCCAUUAGAAUAUUGAAAUUGUUUUCAUGUUGUUUUAUUAAACAUUAUAUAAAUUAUUGUAA